UAGGAACCUUUUUGCUUCCGAAGGAAGAGUCUCCUCCUCUCAAGGGUCCUCGUCGUAGAAUAAAGAAUUCCUGUUUGAUCCGCCAUCAACCCCACGAAUACAUACUCUCCCUCUCUCUCUUCCCCCUCCAAAAUCCAAGUAUCUUCACAGUCUUCUACCUCUCUCUCUCUCUCUCUCUCUGGUUUCCUGUUGAGAAGAAUCAUUUCUGCCCUCUCUCUGGUUUUCACAUUGGGGCGCGAACCCUCCUUUGUUCGUUUGCUGAAGGUGCGGACUGACCCACGUCCCGGGUGCACCUUCUCACAUGGCUGCUGCCACCGACUCUUCAUCGACUUUCCCGGCAACGCCGUCGGGAUUCUCGGCAGACAACACCCAAUUUCACCUCCCAGUUCCCGCGCAGAGUUCCUGGUCUCAGACUGUCCGGGACGAUCCUGGGUCUCCUCCCGGCAAGCACUCCCCUCCUGAUUCUGGUUCCUUGAGUCCGUCGGCGGGUUCGCCCCACAAGCUGCCCAAUGAGCCCAACGAGGAGGGCUCCCCGUCCUUGAAGAAGCACGCGUGGAACAAACCGUGCAACGCGCCAGGCACGCCGGUGGUGGAUGCCGUUGCCGUCAUAGGGGCUGCGUCCUGGCCGGCGCUGUCGGAAUCGGUUAAGGCUUCUUCCAAAUCUGUGGAUUCCGCGAAGCCGCUUGGGGACGGAUCAGUGGCUUCGCAGGAUCCAGUAAUGCCACAAACUCCUCAGAGAUCAGUUGAGAACUCAAAAGCGGAGGAAAAUCCUAACCGUAACCAUGAAUCCGUGAACCGGCCGGCGCAUCCCCACAGACGCAGUAAUAACACGAACGGCGUCAAUGCGAUUUCUGGUGCGGAAUCGCUGCAUGAUGCCUCCAGAAGACAAGAACAGGCACAGAGAGAUCCAUCGCGCAAGAGCAAUUGGGAUUCUGGAUCGAAAGGGUGGGGUUCUCCUGGUCACAGUGGCAAUGUUCAUGCCCGAAAUCCAUUUAGGAAAGGCAAUGGCCCGUACCCACGAGGUAACGCCCCCCACCAUAGCAACCAUGGGAACAGGGGCAAUGCCCGUGACCAAGAUCGAACGCACUAUGAGUUGACCUCGAAUCAAGGUUAUGGUGGUCGGAAUAUCCAUCAGCAGCAGAGAGGUGGUCCAAGGAAUUUCAUCCGAUCGCCUGCUGUCUCCCACUUUAUGAACAUGCAUCGAGGUUAUCCUACCCAGAUGGUCUAUCCUGAUAUGGGUACUCAAUUAUACUAUGUUCCUGGAGCACCUGCUGAGCCUUUUCAGGCCGUGUCGUUCGUACCACAUGUUCCACCUAAUGCUUUUUUUUAUCCAUCAGUAGAUCAUCAGUUGCGCACUAUGUUAGUUAGGCAGAUAGAUUAUUAUUUCAGCGGUGAAAAUUUGUGUAAAGAUCUGUUCUUGAGGGAGAACAUGGAUAGACAAGGAUGGGUUUCUGUCUCCGUGGUUGCAGACUUCAAUCGAGUUAAGCAGUUGACAAACAGCAUUCCAUUCAUACUGGAUUCUCUGAGAGGAUCAUCUGUUGUAGAAGUACAGGGCGACAAAAUAAGAAGACGCAAUGAUUGGGGGACUUGGCUUUUGCCCGACGUGACUUCAACUUCCAAAGAAGGGCCAACUGCUGUUUCAGGUCCUGAUGAUUUGGUCUCACGAAUGAGAGGAGUUGGACUGGAGGGUCCAGUACAGCAAAGUGAGGCAAGAUAUCCUCUCAUAGAAGCUCGUAAUGAGGCACUGAGUAGAUCAUCAUCCACAGAGUUGAGCAGCCAACCACUUAACAGAGAGAUGAUGGGGCAGGACAUUGCUCAUUGUAGUUCAAGUGUGUAGGCAUUGUUAAUGUGUUAAAGUGAGGGUAUGCAACAUCGAAGAGAAGAGCAACUCGUACUGCUUGCAGAGGCAACAGUAGACGGUGGGUGGUGAAAAUCUUGGCUUUGCAUUAGCUUACUUGACUAUUAUAAAACUAGGUUGGUAAAUCCCACAUGAAAAGAGAAAGGGCAUAAGAAAAGGUAAAAAAAGAGAAGUUGGCAAGGAGAAUCACAGCUGAUUUAGGUACAUAAUGACUGCGUUUAGGAUGUAUAGUUUAAUUCUGUUGGUGUUUGCAGGUUGGAGUUUUUGUGCGCCAGUGGCUUCCAACAAAACUCAUGCUGCUUCUUUCUUUUCUUUCUUUUUGGUUUCACUUUAUCAGAAAAGAUUUUUGGUGAUUGUUAGAGGCGUUUUCCAACAAGAGUUUGGAAGUUUCCUGGAAGAGUAGAAUAAACAGAGAUUCCUUUGGGAGGCAGGGAUGUCUAUCAUUUGAUCACUACAUCCCUCAACUCCUAAUACCUUUCAUUCUUGUGCAGGGAAAAAGAGCUCAGGCAUAUACAUAUAGAACCUACAUACAAUCACUUUAACCGUAGGACUGAUUUUUUUAUUGUUGAACUUUGAUGAACUAAUAAUUGAAACCAAUUUUCUGGCCUUGACCUUUCAAUUUA
Molecule: messenger RNA, 2481 nt
Organism: Nymphaea colorata (pocket water lily)
Lineage: Eukaryota; Viridiplantae; Streptophyta; Magnoliopsida; Nymphaeales; Nymphaeaceae
Product: la-related protein 1B-like
Exons: 6
Coding region: 302-1837 (511 amino acids)
Molecular function (GO): RNA binding
Source: RefSeq, a predicted model, not a curated record